Messenger RNA from Lagopus muta (rock ptarmigan), 19289 nucleotides. It is a transcript of the gene GAS1, whose product is annotated as growth arrest specific 1. The transcript has a single exon. The record is from RefSeq and is a predicted model, not a curated record. Gene Ontology annotation, biological process: negative regulation of mitotic cell cycle. NCBI's taxonomy places the organism in Eukaryota, Metazoa, Chordata, Aves, Galliformes, Phasianidae. Bases 17005 to 17949 code for a protein of 314 amino acids.
CACUUUUAAAAGAGCAGUACAGAACAUGCACUGUCUCACUAGCUAAUAGAUACUGAAAUAGUCAUGUAAAUGGAGACCCUUUCAAACGAAUUGUCCAUUCCCUCCUACCACCUUGUAUGCAAGUCUUUAGAGUAUGUUUUUCCAAACAGUUCUUGGCAAUUCCAUCUCCCAAGCAUUUUUACAAAGGACAGAAAAUUGUUUUGGAAAAGGACCAAACAUUAACUGUUAAAAGUCAAACAAAGACGUAUGAGUCAGGAAACUAAUUUUAUAUAUAUAUAUAUGUGUGUGUGUGUGUGUGUGUGUGUGUGUAUGUAUAAAUAUAUAUGAAAUGAGAAACAAAAUUCAGUUUGGAAAACAUUUUUAUUAAAAACUGUAGCUGUUUGUACUCUGGAAAACCCUGGAGGUCUAAAGAUGAUAUCAGUAUAUAAAUAUUCAGGGCUUCCUGACUAUUAUUUUUUCAGUAAUGACUUUUUUUCCCUCCUUUACAAUUUCUUUGACCUUUAGAAAACAGUCACUAUUUGUAGCUUGAUUUUUUCAAGAUGUUCUCCAGUACAUAAAGAUGGCAGAGAAUUCAAUUUAAAAGUCAACUCAUGAAACACAAUAAUAAUAGUCAGAAGAUAGCAUUGCUUUAGGCAAUAUUUUAUUAAGUGCACAGCCAUUCAAAGCAUUUUAUCUUGGAGCAUAUUAUAUCCUAUUCAAAGGAGUUCACUUCCUUCAAUGCUACAGCAAAAGCAUUUUUCAAGAGAAAUGAUAUUUGAAGUAUCCACAGGCAUAUGGAUAAAAUGCUCAGCAUUCAGCUGUAACAGAGAUGUGUACAGAGAACUGUCAAAAGGACUGGUAUAUAAAAAGUCAAAAGGACUGAUAUAUAAAAAGGUGUUUUUUUUGUUUUUUGCUUUUUUGUUUUUUGUUUUUUCCCCUUUAAAGAGAACAACGCUUUCAUGAGCUCCCAUAGAACAGCUGCAAAAAUACCUUCAGUCUGGCAUCUGGAAUUCCUGAAGGUGACUUGAGGAUUUGUGGCCAAUGAAACAUUACACAAGAGCACUCAUCAUGUUGUAAAAUACCUCUGAUGGUUUAUUAGACUCUCACAGGACAAAAAAUGAAAGGUGCCCCAAGCAUGUUAUUCUGUUAUAAUUACAUAAAGCACAAAGUUAGAAGGAAACGUUAAAACCUAGACAUCCCCUAAGAGAACCAAACACGAAUACUUCUCUGUGACCUCAAUAGUAGAUAAUGAAUAACUUGUGACAUUACAAAGCGAUCAAUGGAGACGUGGUGUCCAAGUAAGAAUUCUCGCUGAUGAAAGUCAGCAUGCUUUCUCAUGAUUUACAACAAAGCAAGAUUAAAACUCAGUUGCCAAAAACUUAUCUCGCUUGACCUUAUCUAGCACAAGAAUUUGUUCUAGCCCACUCCACAGAAAAGACAUCUGAUAAGAGUAACAGCCAGUAAUAGAUUACUUUGCGUUGAGAGCAAGGAGAGGGCACUGAAAGAACUGUUCUUUUCAAAGUUCAGCGAAGACAGUAUGCAUGAUACAAUAUAUGGUCUUUUUGAUAUGUCUGUUUUUCUACCUUUUCAAGACAAGAUUUAGUAAAGUACAAGAAAUGAUACUAUUUUUAAAUAAAUGAUCACAUAUGCUACAUUCAUUUAUUCUUAGAAUAAAAAGAUAAACUGUUUCUUCAUAAAAAAACACUACAGUUCAAUAUUUUCACUUGUAAAAAAGUAUUUCCCAUAUUUAUAUUUUUAUCAUUUAUAAAGAAGUUUUAAUAACUUGCAUUUACUGAACUUAGCUUUUCAAAUAUGUUCUAAUAAAAGGUUCUGUGGCAGACAGAAAAAAAAAAAAAAAAAAAAAAGCCAGUGCAGCAAAUGGAGAGAAUAACCAAGAAAGGUUGCAGGGAUGUGACAGAUGGCUUUACAUUCCUGGGGAAACGUUGACUCGCAUUGCUGAUGCAAUAGCCACUACACAGCUGCAAUUGGGUUUUUGCCUUGUUGCCAGUGCAGAGAAGAGUUUCCCCUUUCUGAUUGUUUCCAGGGCCUUUCCAUGAACAAAGCACAUUUGCAUCAGCAUCUCCAAGGGACAAAGACCUAUUUGCAGCAUCAAACCUUUCCUGUCAUGAUUGGAACAUAAAGACAUGCACUGCUCUUCAGCCUUUAUCUGCACAGUUUUAAACAUUUAAUUUGGAGUUCUGGGAACAGAAUAUUCUGGGCCUUUUUGUUUACUUUUUUGGACAGGCGUGAUUUUCAUCCAUGACCAUAAAUGCCUACUUAUCUCAAAAGAAACUCAAUUCUUUCUGUGCCUUUUCAGGUGUGCUGUCUGAGAACAUUAACUUAAUUGUAAUGUGGCUGUACUCAGUGGAAGUUCUCACAUCCAGAGACAUCCUUCAGAUUUGAACAUUACUUGCACUGCUGUGAAACUAAAAGGCUAGAAGUGGAGAAAAAAAUAUCGACACUUUUCAGCUGUGAUUAGCACACUUUCCUUAUAGCAUUCAUGUUCUACAAACACACAAAAAAAGUUUCUUUUUUGCUAACUUGGCAAAGCAAAAUGUGUAAAAACAGAAGUAUUUUAUCCCUCGUUAGACUUUUCAGCACAGUAAAAACUAACAUGGUAAUGUUGACAGUGAUUGUUCCACAUAAGCUAACCUCUUACUGAAAAACAAGAGAAGAGACACCAGAAAGGAGCAAGUUUUCUUCCCUUUUAUCUCUACUAUUUCUUUUCCCUUUUCUUUCAUUCCUAUCUUCAUCAUUUAUUUUCUUAGUUUGUUUGUUUGUUUGUUUGUUUUUCCUUGAAAAGGAACUGACUUCUUGCCACCUCCUAUACAGAUUCAAAAAACAUUCUUCUACACCCAGUUCUCAUGGUUUGAAGGCUGGUUGCAAACCAGGCCUGGUUUGAGUGAAAGGGAGAGUUCACAGCGAUCACUUACACACUACUGUCUCAGGCUGGAUGAACUCUGUCUGCCUAAUUUCAAAUCCCCUUGAACAUCAAAGGUCUAACUCACACUUCAGGGUUAGCAGGGUCACAUUCCACCUAAAAGAAGAUGAAUACUGCCUGAACUGUUCACAACAAGCUCCUUGUUUGACAGCUUUUACCCCAUUUUCUCUUCUCAAAUGACAUGCAAACAAACAUAAAUUUUGUCAUAUUCUCUAAUAAUUCACUGAACACAUUAUGCGAAUGAGUGUCUUGCUCUGGGUUAUCUGCUACGAGCUGAGCUUUAAGCUUUCAGUACUUGUACUAUGACAUUCAGGCUGCAGUUUUCUACCUGGUGGUAUGCAUGGCUUCUGGAAGGCUACCAAAUUCACAGAAAGGUUUCAACAUGGCCACUCAGUUGUUCCUGAUUCUCUUAGGAAUAUGCUUAGUUCAUGCAACGCUUUGCCCUUGACAAAUGACAUCAAUGAUGUUCAACUAAGGAAGCCAGAAAAAGAAAACAGAAGAGGUCAUAAGAGUAUCAGUAAUUGUGGUUGAACAGAGGGCCUCAUCUAUGGAGGCAAUGGGAAAAAUAAAGAUAAUAUCAUAAAUAUCUUUAUUUAGGAACAACCAUUCCUCAGUAGAACCAAGGAUGGUGAAAAUAGAUACUGCCAUUCCCUACUGCCAUUCCCUACAUGUAUAUAUGAUUCUUGGAGCCCAUCUUGAAGAAUUUCACUAUCUUUUCAGGAGGCAUCAGAUUAUGCACAUCAGAACACACUGCUUAGCUCUGCAGAACAUGAAAACUAACCUACCUAAGGAAAAAUAGCAUGCUGGAAGCCAUAAGCCCAACUAACCCAAAGCAAGCAGUCAGUUAACAACCCAACAUUAUAUUAUUUUUUUUGUCAAAAACUAUCUCCACACUAGCUAUGUAUCUCAGAUCAAACUCAGGUUAAAAACUAAUAUGAAAUAGACAUAUCCUUGAAGAACACUAUUAUAAAAGGCUUUCAAGCAGAACUUGUAUAGUAGUCCCAAAAGAUGUAUACUACAAGUGUAUUGCAAAAUCUCAUUUCAAUAGCAUUUUCCCAUUAGUAUGAAAGAAAUAUGAAAAAAAGUAAGUGUUCUGUGAACUUAACUCAGACUGUUGGAAGAAUAAACAAAUCUUAUUUGGACCACAAGAAAGAGGCAGGCAAAUCUUAGGGAAGUUUCUUUUACAGCUAAAUUAAAGAAGCAAAUAGCAUCCAUAAAAGAGAGAGUCAGGAUAUACAUUUGUAAUGCUGUUUUCCUCCUAAGACAGAAAGUUAAUUAAGGAGUAUUCUUUCUAUUAUUUCUCAGAUGUUGUAUUACAGCUUAGAGACCUUGAGUAAGGUACCGUAACAGGGUAGAGAAUUUGAAUGAAAAAGAAACAGUACUAUACGGAUUUGUGAGGUGGAUGUAUAAAACUGAUAGGAAAACAAACUGCAACACUUAUGAACACUACUGACUGGAUUCUACAAUCAUAUUUGCAAUACUGUUAUGCUAAAUCUCAACCCUGCUCUACUUUAAUGUUGCUAGUGUCUGAAUGCUAAUGCAUUAGAUAAAAAUGACUAUACAAGGCUACACAAACAGCAGUUUCACCUGCAGUAUAAUGAUCUAAAUUGGCAUGGGCAUUCUGAAUAACUAAAUACCUAAUAAUUACUUUAAUAAUUAAUCUUAUGAAUACCACAGGAAUUAAUGUUGAUAGAAAAUUACUUGGGUGGGAACAAUGAAAAAUAGCUAUGCACAAUGGAAUGGUAUUAAAGGAGGUAAAAAUCUGCACCAGUUAUAAAAUGUUUCCAAACACGUCUACUAAAAGGACAUGGUAGAAGCUCCUUAUCACUUAACAAUAUUAACAAAUAGGCCAAAAUAAACUGGAAAAUGUAAUAAAGUUAAUGACUAAUCUCACACUGAUGGAAUAAUCUUGCAGUAAGGAUGGAGAAUGUUCCAAAACCUCUUUUCCAUUUAAAAUUUCUACCAUCUGUAACCUUGUGGACAUGUUAGGGCUAUCCAACCAUGGGUAUUAUGUCUGGCUCCAGAAAGCAGAGUGAUGCCAGCAUAUAACUCAAUUGCCAGAGAUUGGAAACCACCAGAGCACUGCUGUUGCUAACUGCAUUCCCAAAAGUACAGCCUUCAGUGUUAUCUUUACAGCCUCCUGAAACUGAUUCAUCCCUUUUGGGGAACUCUGAAAAGAGCAGUUGCCUAACAUAACGAAACAAAAAGAAGACAGCUUAGCUCACCUCUACUGUUCAUACAGAGAAUGAUUACUGUUUGUUAGGAAGAAUAAAAUAUUCACAGGAUGCCUGACAAUGGCUGGUAGCUCAGUAUAUUUUCAUGUAACAAAGCUCUGAUUGCUAUCCUUCACCUGAAAAUAAAACCAUAGCUAUUUUGUGGUGCUGUUAUUGAGAUCUCCCAGUUAAGCAUUUUAAUAUUUAGUAAUGCACCGUGACAAAUUUAUGCUGGUUAUAUUUCUCUCUAUUUUCUGAAGCCCUUAAUUUUUUGCUGCAGAAUAUAUGCAGAGAUCCAUUUUCAAAAUGUAGCUGUAACUGCAGAUGAUUCCUCUUUGAAUGUCAUGCUAGAAUAUCUGAUUUUCCAAUGUUAGGUGCUCAUCACUCUCUGAAAAUCAGGCUGGAAGAAAGUACCUAAAUCAUUCAUCACUUUAGCAAAUUAAAUUUUUAAGAUACAAAGACAUUUUUCUUUCAUCCUAGAAUUAAGACAAUACUGCUAAGGGCAUACUAGAGGAACUGAGCGGAACUCUACUGCCUUGACAUCUUUUAAAUUUAGGUGAAGUGUAAGAAGAAAGGCGCAUGUACCUGCAUGCAUAUAGCUGCUGCUCUUGUCACAAAAUCUGCUAAUUAUCCAAACUAUUUACCUCUAGAUGAGAAUUAAUUUAAAUUCAUUCUUCUUCCCUAGUAUUUCAAGCAAAUGAACAAAUCAACCAAAGGAAAUUGUUCCUUCUGUCCCUAGUAGGCUGCUAACCAUAUAAAAAAUUGUACUGAUUAAUUAAAACUGCUUUUUAAAAGAACUAAUUAAAUCAGAGGAAAUCCUUGCCCACAUAAAUUAGUUUGUUUACAGAGCAAUACUGAUUUAUUUGAAUUUGGUAAUCUAGGUCAGGACUCUGAAAUAUUUGCAUCCUUCAUGUUUAACGUACUAUUUACACUGUACACAUUUUGUUUUAGUGCACUGAAGGAAUGAAACUUUUGAGAAGGUGUAAUAAGUCUGACACUCUUUUAUAGCAGGUAAACUCAAUUAAGACAUCAUCAUUGCUUGAUAAUAUGAAGUCAGCUGUGCUUACAGAGAUACACUCAUGACCAGUUUGCUAAUUCCAAAUUUAUGUUGAAAUUUAUAUUUUCAUUACUUUAAUAAAAUUGUUUUAAAAUAAGCAUUUAUUUUAACUAUAUUUGUGGGUAAACAAGGCCUUCGGCAAACAUCACCACAGGAUACCUAACAAAUUGAACAGACUGGGAAUAUGCUUUCAAAUAGCAUGUUUCAUUGCAAACAUCUUCAAAUUCUAACUUAAAAAUUGAAUCUGGGAGUAUAAAUAGGAAAGCAAAUUAGUUAUAAGUCUUCUACAGUACAUGCAAAAGCUGCUGUUCCUUUUGCUGGUGGAGCCUCAAACCACUGAGACGAAACUGCUUCUUUUGUCUCUCAAAUAAUAUAGAAAUCUGCUUAUCCAUGAAGAUCUAAUUAUUCAUGCUUCUUGCACAGAAAAACUUGCAAUUUUACUGUUUCUUUCAAACUUGUAUUAGAUGUACUUCAAAGAAGCACAUCCAGUUACAAACAAUUGAAAAAUCUGCGAAUUAUUUAUAUACACAUCCUUAUUUUGUGUGUGUGUGUAUAAUCUGCAUAUGUAUAUGCGUUGACUUGUCCAACAAAGAAUUCCCAAAAUACUAUAAAUACCAAUAUCUAUAUCUAUAGCUAUCUACCUAUAUUGUCCAUAAGUAUCUAAGGUCUGGGAGACAAGGGGAUGAGGCCAGGCUCUUUUCAGCAGUGUGUGGCAAUAGGACAAGUGGAAACAGCCACAAACUGGAGCAUAGGAAGUUUUACACAAAUGUGGGUAAGAACUUUUUCACAAUGAUGGUGAUGGAGCACUGGAACAGGCUGCCCAGAGAGAUUGAAUAUCUCUGGAGAUAUUCAAGAUCUGCCUGGACACCAAGUAGUGCAACCACGCUCUAGGGAGCCUGCUUUGGCACAGGGGUCUAGAGGUCUUUUCCAGCCCUAAAAUUCUGUGAUUCUGUAAUUCUGUGGAUAUUGAGGUAGUUAAAAUUGUUUUGACACAGAGUCAGCAUUUGUGGUUUACAUUCAUCUUUAUAAUGCACGGUUACUUAAAACCUUUAUCUAACUUACUUAACAGGUGACCAGAAAUUUGUUGCCUUCACAAUUACUUCUGCUCUUGUUAGCACCAAAAAAGGGGCUCGAUUCAUACUCUGCUCUUGGAUUUGUUUUAACAGCAUGUGUGGUCCAGUUUGUAGUUUAGAUUGGAACAGAGUUCAAAAAAGCAGAAGUCCAGCAAAGCAUUGUGCAAUAUUUCCAUGUUUACUGUACUGGUUGCACUGGAUAAAUACCCUCAGUGAUACUUACUAUUUCAUAAAUAAAUAACAAUCUUCAAUUUUACAAGGAUACUACUUGAUUUCCAAGUAAAUAUUAUAAAUGGAAAAGGCAAAUUAAAAAGAAAAAAAAAGAAAAAAAAAAAAAAGAGGCACUGAAUACAAAUAUAUACUUAAGAUAAGUUUAUGUAUGCAGUUAACCCUUGCAGCACUGCAUUUGCAGGAUCCAGGAUAUUAAUAUUCCAGAAUUACUAAUUAUAUCUUGGCUCCGACUUCUUCUAAAAGACAAUACCUUCUUUUUCAGAGUCCUCCAAUUCUAUAAGAAGAGAAGAUAAUUGUCACUCCUUUUUAUACUUUGCUCCCACAGCAUAGAUAGAAGCACAGUUGGUUUUUAAUAGAUCAAUUCACUCCAGUUCCACCUGUCCAGGUCACUUUCCACUUCCCCUUAUCUGCUGACGCUGCAGUAUUUCCCCUAUGACCAAGAAGAUGUCAGUGGCAGACCCUCUGGAGUUUUGGAGAGCUGAGGCAGAGAUUGUAUCUAUGGAAACCUUUAGAUGAUGUGUGAGUUACACACUUAAUUCAUUGCAACUCUUCACAUUGAACUAGCUGUACAUAAUAGGCCAGAGAAAAACUCUGCCCUUUCAGGAGUCAAAGGCAGUAACAGGGCAAGCUAGAAUGCCUAAAAGCACCAUGCCCAACAGCAAUGGAUCUUCCUUGUAGUACAUCUUCUCCAUCACUGAAAUCAGCAAUAUCUCCAAGAAGCAGCAAAGAUUAAUGUUCUGUAAUGAUCUUACAACAGUGUGACAAAAAAAAUCAAAUAACUCUGCUUUUCUCCUGAGUAACAGUAUCCUGACGUUCCAUCCUGCAUACCUGCCAGCUCAUCUGGGCCUGUCUGCUGGCAGGCAACCUGGGAGCAUCUUCACACAUGGCACCCACCAGAGGCUAUACAGUUGACAUUAAACAGUCUCCUCACAGUCCUCUGACGCUAAUUUAGUGAACUUUGCUCUCCCAUUUGCUCCAAAACCAUGUGUCAUGACAUGCAGCACAUAGACUCAAGCACCUUUGCUUUGAACAAAUCACAGUCAAUCUGCAGCACAUUGUGUGGAAAAAGGCUAUGAAGUGUACUACAUCAAGGACAGUCCCAAACUGAAUGGUGUGCAAAUGGAUGUGACCAACCUGUUCCAGAAGGGAUCAGUCUGCAUACAUGCAAGAAAAUUUGAAAUAACUGGCCUGAGGGUCAGUUACUGGAUGCCCUUAAUAAAGCUCAUAAGACUUCACACUGGAAAAAAUAACCUUAAAAAUUUAUAGUCACUAAUUAGUCCUACAGCAUUAAUUACAGUAACACCAGCUACAAGCCUCAUCAAAUUUGGGUGACUUUCAGUAAGUACAAUUAUUUACUACUGCUCUACUUCUCUUUUUUUUUUUUCUUUCUCUCCCCCUCCCUCUUCUUUCUUCCCUUUCUCUCCUUCUACUGCCUUCUUCCUCCCCUACCCUCCCUUUCUCUCUCAAUUUCCUCUUUCUUUCUUGCACUUCCUCCCUCUCUUCGUUUCCCUCUCCUGCUUUCUCCCUUCCUUCCUUCAAUUCUCUCCUUUCUCCUAUAACUAAAGGGAGAGAAGGGAUGAUCACACUGGAAAUACCUGCACAUGACAGUUCAUGUUUUGGAUACAAUUCAUGUCCAGUUCAGGUGACUAACUCUGGAUGCUGAUCUCCCACACAACCCUGUAGACUCAAUAACAAGCUGCAUUCCAUGAAAUGUGAAGCAAAAUCCUCAUCUUGAUGGCUUCACUUGCCCUUUCUUUCUCCACUGCAACAAAAACUACCACAGAUCAUGCUGGGAAUCUCUAAAUCUUUUCCUUUUGUAACAUUAUAGAGUGUAAAAGUUACAGUUUAUGGGUCUCUGACGGUACAUCAACUCCAGGAAAUUAGCAGUAGUGCACGUCCAUGGUCACUCAUCUGCAUAAGCUACUGUGAGCGAAAUCCUAGUGGGUCAUUUCUAGUGAAUGAAUGCAGGUGUAUGAGCAGGACUUUCACCUCCUGCCAUGAUCCCCAGACACCAACAGAAAACCUGAGAGAAUGACUGGCAGAGUUGAGUAAGAGGCUAUCAUUCACCAACAGGUGAAGAAAUGCUCUGUCAGAACUGACAGAACCUAAUUAUUACAGAAAAAGUUGCUCUCUAAAUACAGAUCUCCAUCAGGCACAUACUGAGACAUUACCAGAUGCACAAACAGAAAUCUUCAUCAAUUCACAGGAUUCCUGAAAACAUUUUCAAUAACUGUUGUAAAUCUAUUCAUGUGUAGAAAAAGCAACAAAUCCAACAAAAAAUUGUCCCUAAAAAUCUUUUAGAAUUAUAAAAUCAUAGAAUCCACAGGGUUGGAAGGGACUUUAAAGGUCAUAUAUCCCAAGUCCUGUGCAACAAGCAGGGACAUGCAAAGCAUCAUCAGGCUGCCCAGGGUCUGAUCUAGACACAUGCAGGACCUUGCAUUUGGCCUUGCUGAACUUCAUGAGGCUGGCACGGGCUCACCUCUCAGGCUGUCCAGCUCCCUCUGAGUGGCAUCAACCACACCACUUUGCUUGGUGUCACCCGCAAAUUAGCUGAGGACACUGUCCAUGUCGCUUACAAAGAUGCUAAAUGGCACCAGUCCCAGCACCAAUCCCUGAGGAACACCACUCGUCACCAGUCUCCACUUGGACACUGAGCCAUUGACCGCAACUCUCUGAGUGUGAGCAUACAGCCAAUUCCUUACCCAACAAGUGGUCCAUCCAUCAAAUCCAACUUAGUGACCAGGAUAUUGUGCGGGGCAGUAUCAAACACUUUGAACAGGUCCAGGUGGAUGACAUCAGUUUCUCUUCCUUUAUCUAGUGACACUUUGACUCCAUUCCAGCGGGGGUACAGCCAUGGGAGAAGCAAGCCAUGAAAUCUGGCUUUCCUGCUUUCCUUCUAAAAAUUCUCUUCAUUGAUGUGACAUUACAAAGUCUUUGUGGUCACCCAGCAACUGGUACUGGUGCCACCACUCAGUUGCUGCCCAGAUGCUGGUGCUGCUGGUGACUUGACUGAGCUCAGGUCAGAGUGACAGCCAGAAAGCAAGUCACAGAAAGGUGCAAUGUUCAGCUCAAGGCUUUCCCUACUCCCCCUCUUCCACUUGUCCUUCCUGUUCAUGAGCAGCCUUGGCCAUUCUGGACACCCCUCCUGGGCCACAGUUAUGUGGGAUAUGGCUCCUCAGGACAUGGAGAAGCUGGACACUGGCAUGGCAAGCCAGAAUUAUUUACUAACCACCAUACCUCCAGGACCAGUUUUAGUUUUCAUUUCAGCACCUGAAUCCAUGGAAGUGCUCCGCAAGAACAGCACAGAGCUGGUCCUGCUCGGCAGCAUCUUCUCUGUGGUGAUUUACCUGAGGAGAAGAGCCAGGAGGUGCCACAGAGAGGUGAGUAACAGAAGUCAGGCCAUCCAGAUGAUGCCCAAGUUUCUCAGGAAGAGGCCCAACCCAGCUGCAAAGAUCUCAGGUCCCCAAAGCCCUUUUCGUCAUGCUCCCAGCCCUUUCAUUUCCAAAGAGGACCAGAAACUCUCAGCUGCCCCAGGGAUACCGCUAGAACUGCUGCAAAUGCUGCAAGCUGCUCUGCCAACUGAAGGCAAACCUUGCCUUGAUGGAGUCAUGCUAAAACGUGCGAGACGCUGCUACCAGCAGGAGGAUGUUUCCAAGAGGCAAGACAUGGCAAGAUCAUGUGAAGAUGGGGAAGAAAACAGAGCCUUGUCUUUGCAUACCAGUACAAGCAUAGCUCCUGAGAGCUCCAGAGCAGCUGUAAACUGAAGGGGAUCUGGCCAGAGACACCAUCACUGUACCAGGGCACUGCCACAGGACAGGAAAGGAGCAGGAAGCUAUCCAACUGCAGAAAAAGCAAAGCUGGAAGCAAACAGACCCCUAAGACUGCUCAAUUUUAUUGUGUAUUCUAAAUCUAAUUCUGUAUUGUAUAUAGAAUAAAUAUGUUUGAUUUUAUUAGAACAAAAUCAUGCAUUUGCUUUCUCUUGUAGUAUAAGAGAGGGUAAUUCUAAAGUAAUAACCUCUUUUCACCUCAUUUUCUGGGAAGUUCUUUUCUGUACAUUGUGGUGUCUGAAAUAGUGAACUAUAGCCCAAAGGAGAGACACGUUCAGUAGUACCUCAAAAUUAUAUGAACUCAUCAAUCAUAUUUUCACCACAAAGAAACCUGAACACUAAAGACAGCUGGUGACUUCUAAUAAUACCACCCUGCCCUACUGCUCAUGCACAUAGCACUGAGAGCAAUAGAUCAGGGGAUGCAGAGGCAACACCCCCUGUGCUGGCACCCCAUACUUAACAUUCUGGAUCACAGCCUCCAGGGUUCUCACCUGGGCCCCAGUAGACAGGCAGACCACAGAAACACAGAAUAUUUUGGGUUGGACAUGCAGAGCAUCAUCAGGUUACUCAGAGCCUCAUCCACCCUGGCCUUGAAAGUCUCCAGGAACGGGUUAUUCACCACAUCUCAGAACAAUCUGUUCCAGUGCCUCAUCACCCUCACUGUAAGACUUUUUCCUUACAUCCAACCUAAAUCUACCCCCUUUAAGUUUGAAACACUUUUUCCCUUGUCCUAUCAACUCGGACCCUGCUGAAGAGUCUCUCACCUUCUUUCUUGUAGCUUCGCUUUAGAUACUGAAAGGUCACCAUCAGGUCACCUCACAGCCUUCUCUUCUUCAGCCUAAACAGUACCAGCUUUUUCAGCCUGUCCUCAAAGGAGACGUUUUCCACCCUUGGGAUCAUUUGCGUGGCCAUCCUCUGGAUGUGCUCCAAUAGGUCCAUGUUUCUUGUACACUGAGGACUCCACAUCUGAAUGCAGUACUCCAGGUGAGGCCUCACCAGCACAGAGUAGAGGGGCAAGAUCACAUCCCUUGACCUGCUGGCCCCCAUUUUUUUAUGCAGCUCAGGACACAGUUGGCCUUCUGGGCUGCAAAGGUAUAUUGCUGGCUCAUGUCCAGCUUACCAUCUACCAGUAUCCCCAGAUCCUUCUCUGCAGGACAGCUCAUUUCAAUCAUUUCAUUCCCCAGCUUGCAUUGAUAGUGAUUGUUGCCUGGCCAUGGUGCAAGAUCUUGUAUUUGCAUUUGUUGAACCUUAUACAUUUCUACUGUGCCCACUUCUCAAGCCUGUCUAGGUCCCUCUGGAUGGCAUUCCAUUCCCCUGGUGUGUUGACUACACUCCACAGCUUGGUGUCAUCAGCAGACCUUUUAAAAGUUAGUGUCCUGAUUUUACUCUUUGCCUGUCUCAUAUUCCUCUGGAGCAUGAACUCAACCAUAGCAUGGUCUCUACAGGUCAGCCAGCCUCCAAUCCUGAUGUCACCAAUCAGCUCAUUUGCACUGAUGAGAAACAGGUCCAGUACUGCAUCCCCCAUCUAUUACUCUGGCUCUGGAACCUAUCCUCAGUGCAUUCCAGGAGCCUCCUGGACUGCCUAUCUCACCAUGCUACUUUUCCAGCAAAUAUCCACGUGGUUGAAGUCCCCCAGCAGGAUAAAUGCUUGCAAUCAAGAUGCCUCCUGUAGCUGGAGUAAGAAGGCCUUAUUGAUAGGCUUCGUUUGACCGAGUGGCCUGUAGUAGAUACCAACCACAAUGUUCCCUUUGCUGGAAUUUGAGAGAAAUUUACCAAAUUUAAUGUUUAUGUGAAUGUGAACUGCUAAAUUUUAAGCUAAACAACCUUUUUAUUAUUAUUAUUUUCACAUUUUCUAUAUACUCCUGCAACAUGAUGGAAAGCACAACAGUGACAACAGAACAGCAAGAUCCCAGGCUACAGCAUGUUAGGAUUUGCUCAAAUGCAACAGCAGUGGGCACAGAAAUAAGGGAAAGAAACUGCUUGCCUACAGAAGGCUUCAGAUAUGCAGGGACCUCUACAGAAGUACCUUUCUCACAGAAGUACCUCCUCUGCCAACCCUUACAUGAGAUUUGGGAAGGGAUGGAGCCUAGUUCCAACCCUUUCGGUCACUCAGGUGCAAUGCAUGCACCUGAGCUCCCCUUGGUUGUUCCUGCCUUCCCAACAGAUGCUCAAUCACUGUUUCAAGCCACGACUUAGCAUUUUCACUACAACUCCCAGUGUAAAAUAGGUCAGAUAAUUUUUAACACUGCAAGAAUGAAAAACUAAGAGAUGAGAAGAUCCACCAGGAAAGAGCUUAAGAUAAAACAGAGGAAAAGAUACCAGGCUUAAAAAAAAAAGUGCCACAACCAAUAGGAGAUUCCUUUUCUAUCUGCCAUAAUGACUGUUAGUGGUAGAAGACUUAUUCUGUAAUAGCUUGGAAAAUUAUUAUUAGAGAACAACACUGACUGUUUUACAGAAAAGGAUGGCCUAUUUUAGAAUUCAAAUAACAACCAGAUCCUAUUUUACUGUCCAGUCAUGACAUAUUUUCCAAAUGAUUCUUUGUGAAAAAGAGUUGCUUUCCCGCAUACUCUUAAGUCUACUCUGAAAACCCAAAAGCUGAAUUUGGCAAAACUGCUUCUAGUGCCUGAAAACCUGCAGCCAAGAAGAGAGGUCAGAGAUUUUUUCCAUUGGUUUAGAUUCACAGAAGGCAAGACUUCCUUCCUCCAACAGAGCACCACGCACCCCAAAGCCCUCAAGUGCCAAACAGCACAAACAGGGACAGAAUCCAAAUGCCAGACUGGUAUGUCUUUAAGCACUUUAUGGUAACUUCUUUUCAAAGGAUAUAUAAACCUAGAUGUGCAAGAUCAUACACCAGAUGGUUAAAGGUGUGACAAGUGGAAUGCCAGCUAUUUUGCCGUAAGACUUUCUCAGUUGUUUGAAAGGAAAUAAAAAUUGUAAGCUUCAAAUCAGCAUUUCCGUUAUUAAUACCAUUAUUAAUGUAGGAAGUCCACCUUCCUUAGCUGAGGGGCAUCACAGAGUUGCACGCACCUCUGCUCCGUACCAGGCCCUCCCGACCGCUGCGGUGUGCGCAAGAUGUCCAUUCCCUGCGCUCGGGUGCGCCUUCCGCGGCCGUCUCGUCCCCACCGGGACGCAGCGCUGCAGCGAAGGCUCCUAUGCUCCCCCUCCUGGGGCUCUGAAGUUCCGCGGCUGCUUUCCUCGCAAAGUUACGGCCCCGUGUGCUUCGAAGCGAGGAGCAGGCGCUACACGACGGAUUUUGCAGAUGGAGGCAGGAGCUGCGUGGAAGCAGAGCACGUCGCCUGGCUGUCCAGAGGGCAGCCCGUUUGUGACAGACACAGCGGCUCCAACUCUCCUCCGCUGGGAAAGAUCGGAAGGCCCCCUGGUUCCACAUCGAAGGAUCUUGCCCUGCAGUCUCACCCCCGUACGCAUGGAAGAAGCCUGUCCCCCCAUCUCCGUGGGGCACAGCCCGGGUCGCUCUCUCCAGCCACCAGGCUGAACUUGCAAACUCGGGCAGCUGGCACUAUGCAUUUACUGCACUCUGCCUAAAUGGCAUUUGACAUUAUUAAUCACGCAAUUAAACAAGGAUUAAAAUAAAGGGCAAACAAACUAGCUGGAUGGCUGCUCUGAAGGCAGUUUUCAUGGUUUUGGGAGCAAGUACAUCGUUUGCACCAGAAAGGGCAGAGUCGUAUUGAGGAAGGACCACUAGCAGCGUUAAAAGCGACCACAAUGGAGUGAGCGCGUGUGCUGGCCGCUCAGCACAUCCAUCACACUGGCCCCGGACGCACCACGCCGUCUCCCACCCUUCCACGCGCUCUCAGACAUCUCGCAGCGCUCGGAUCCCCGAGUUUCUGGGAAAUACAUUUAGCCCUAAUUUUUGUGACAGAUGGAGUUGAUAGUCUCAGGAUGAAAAAAAAAAAAAAAAAAAAAAAGCGCCAGUUUUGACAGGCAGCAGAUUCCGCUGCCCCUGGCGGUCGGAGGCGAUGGUGCUCUGGAAUUAAGGUAGCACGAACUUGAAAGGCAGAGGGUAAACGCGGCACUGUUCAUUUUGUUUUGCUCCUCUCCUUGCACCUGGAUGUGAGCACUGCCGUGUCUAGUUCCUUAAAAGCAAAUUAAAAGCACGGAGAGUACAACUGGUGGGCAGGGCGGUUUUCUUUCUGUGAAAAUCCUCUUAGCUAGCAGGUUUCAAACCAGCUUCUAUUGGUGGGCAGACCUGCCCGAAGUACCACACAACUACACUGAUCCUCGCCGCACUUCCGCUGGUCAGGAUCCUACGUCCGCGCACAACCACUACAGGCAGUAAGCUGAGCUUGGUGUGUGUACCAUUGGUAGGGUGUAUUAAGUGGCACUGCUGAGGACACAGCAAGCCGCAGUACUUACAUGGUUGCAGGACCCCGCUACCAGCACGUCGGGACGGAGAACGGACAAAGCCACCCUCCGGAGCCCGGAGCCCCAGCCUCGCCCCCACGUGAGCCGAACGGAGCGCGGCCUCCGCUCCGCUCGGGGAUGUGCCUUCGCCCCGUGGCUGCGCAGGACCGCGCCGCCUUAACGGGAGGAGGGGCUCCUCGGGGGGACUGUCAUUCUCCUUAAGCCUUUCCUUUCAAGCUUUGAAUGUGAGCUGCCCUCCAGCCCCCCUUUUCGCUUCCCUCACUCCAGCAGAUCGUAAAGAGAGGAGGGAGGGGAGGGAAAAAAAAAAAAAAAAAAAAAAGUUUCAACAACAGGCUGGGCCAAUGGCAAGUCGCAGAGCUGGAAAAGGGGGCCGAGCGAAGGGAGAAAAAAGUGGAGAAAAGGAGAAAGAGAGCAAGAGAGCGCAGGCUGGGGGAUGUGUAAAAGAAGAAGCGUUGCAAAUUUUUUUUGUUUGUUUGCUUUUCCAUGCAUGCAUAAUGAGGCCUAAUCAGAGCACGUUGCCGCUGCUCGGAAGGCACUUUUGUAUUUAAAGCCUUGCAAAGAAAAAAAGAUCCGCAGACGGAUCCGCAGAACAGCUUGCAGGGCUUGUUGACAACAGCAGCAGCAUCAGUCGCCCAGAGAGAAAGAGACCUCGAAGCCGGCCUUCCUGCCUUCCCCGCGCUGCCUACGCGCUGACGGGGAGAGAUUUCUCUUCUCUGCUGCCCGAAGUGCGACCCGAGCCCAAGGGAGCAAGCAGAGCCGGCACCGCCUGCGGGAUCGGAGCGGCUGGCAUGUGCAGAGAUGCUGCGAGCGGAGAGUUAAGAGCUCACGAGAAGGCAGCGGCAGCAGCCGGGCAUUUAUUUUGUGCAAAAAAAAAAAAAAAAGAAAAGCGAAAGAGACACGGAAUUGCAUGAGGAUCGGGUCAGCACCAUGAGUUCUCCCGACGCCGCCUUCAAGUCCCCAAGUGCACUCCGAAGCCGCGCUCCUCCGCGCGCCGCUCUGCGCUGAGCUCCACGCCGCCGCGGAGCCGCCGAGCCGAACCAGACCGAGCCGGGCCGGGAUCAGCGCCUGCGGCGCUCGGGGCGGCCCGGGGCGAACGCUUCGCACCGCGGCUCCGCCGUUUUCAGCGACAGGGGGCCGCAGCCCGCGCGGAUGGAUUGAUGCGAGGAGACCUCAUGCGCACGGCCGGCGGGAGUUCUGCAAACUUUCCGAGCGGCGGCAGCUCCUUCUCUUCUUCAUUCUCCUCGCCCGGCGGCUCCUCUCCCCCGCUACCCCGCGGCAGCAGCCGCCUCCGCCGCCCGCGAUGCCGGCCCGCCCGCCCGCCUGGCUGUGGCUGGCGGCGGCGCUGGGCGCCGUGUGGCCGCCCCGGAGCUCUCCGGUGCAGGGCCGGCGGCUGAUCUGCUGGCAGGCGGUGCUGCAGUGUCAGGGGGAGCCCGAGUGCAGCUACGCUUACAACCAGUACGCCGAGGCGUGCGCCUCGGUGCUCCUACAGCAGCAGCCGGCGGUGGGCGGCGGGGACGGGCCGGCGGCCGCCGCAGCCUCGGCCGCCUCCCGGCGGCGGUGCCCCAGCCACUGCAUCGCGGCCCUCAUCCAGCUCAACCACACCCGGCGCGGCCCGGCGCUGGAGGACUGCGACUGCGCGCAGGACGAGAACUGCCGCGCUACCAAGCGCGCCAUCGAGCCCUGCCUGCCCCGCACCAGCAGCCCCGCGGCCGGCGGCGCGGGGGGCGGCGGGCCCGGCGGCGGCGCGGGGGGCGGCCCCGGCGUGAUGGGCUGCACGGAGGCGCGGCGGCGCUGUGACUGGGACAGCCGCUGCAGCCAGGCGCUCAACCGCUAUAUGGCCUACUGCGGGAAGCUGUUCAACGGGCUGCGCUGCACGCCCGAGUGCCGCGCCGUCAUCGAGGACAUGCUGGCCGUGCCCAAGGCCGUGCUGCUCAACGACUGCGUCUGCGACGGGCUGGAGCGGCCCAUCUGCGAGUCGGUCAAGGAGAACAUGGCCCGCCUCUGCUUCGGCGCCGACGUGGGCAGCAACGGCGCGGGCAGCAGCGGAGGUUCGGACGGCGGCCUGGAGGAAUACUACGACGAGGACUACGAGGAGGAGCUGAGCCAGAAGGGGAGGGACGAAGCUGAGGACAAUGCGGGCCCGGAGCCCGGCUUCCCCAUGCAGGCGGAUGGUGCCGGCCGGGACUCCGGCGCGGCCUUGGCGCUGCUGGCCUCCAUCUUGCUGCCGCUUCUACCGCCGCUCUAGCCUCCCGCCCGGCCCUGGCCACGGCUUCGGCCCCGGGCAGGGCUUCCCCGCUUCCAGGCGAGCGGACAGUUAGUCCCGCCGUUAUCCGGGCGCCUCCCCUGCGUGUCUGUCCCCGUGUGCACUAUGCAAUGCGUCCCGGCCGCCUGGCGCUGCGGCCCGCGGUGAGGUGAGGGGAAGGACCUUAAAUCGGCUCCCCGCCGCCUCGGAGGGAGGGAGAGGAAGAGAGGGCACGGCCGCGUGUCUGUAGCGAUUUGACAUGAAGGUUAGAAAGAGGCGAGGUGCCCAAAUUGCUGCCAAAGCUAUUGCCCGGCAACCUGACUGUCACUCGGUACCGCUGUGCCCGGUGCUGCGCUGCAUCUGCCGCUCACUGAGCUUAGGAGAGCACCGGCUGAGCGAGGUGAGGUGGUUCGCAGCGCUGCCUCUUGCACACAAGUCUGCCCUAACGCAGCGGGCCGGCAGCCGCCUCUCCUAACCUAGGGGCACACAAAAAUGAUUCUUUUCAAAGAGAGUUGUUGGCUGUCGCAAACAAUGCAACUUGUCUUCCAAAAGAGCUCUGCACUGCCAUCUUCGAAAGACACUUUUAAACUCAGAACAUGUAUGUUCACAUAUGCUGAGAAGCUAUAUUGCCUCUUGUAUCAGGGUGCUGACCUCUGGUAAAUCUUUAUAUAGAGAUGUAUUUAAAACUGGGAUUUGUUACCAGUCGCUCUUCUUUGUUUAUACAAUUUUAUAAAUUGUAUGCUUUUGGGGAUAAUUUAUUUAAGAAAAAAAAAGUUUUAAAUCCACAUCCUAUUUGCCAGGUAAUCACAUGCGCUAGUCAUUUCUGGAAAGGUACAGGUUUUGUUUUAUGUGUAAAGGGAUACCAGCAGCAACGAUUCACUGAUGUAUUUUCUAGAACACCGAAUGUACAGUGUAUUUUAUAGAUUUGGAGUUAACAUUCUUAUUUGGAGAGACUUUAUGAACACUGUAGAAUUGUAUGUACACAUUUCUGAGCUGCCUUAAACCUAGUAUUUUUUAUAGAAGGCAUAACAAAGGCCUGUGUUUCAAAUAUGUAUGGCUUUUUGUACUUUAUAAAUGUUUAAAUUAGUAAAGAAAGAGCUUUAAAUAAUGGAUGUGGUGAAAUUGUUUUCCAGGGACACUUGAACUCUCAGCUCCUGAGAUUGGAAGGAGGGGGAGAGCAGGGGAGGGGAGGACGGGAGCCAACCGCAGAACAACAAACCAAAAACAACCAACAAGCAAAAAUCUGUGCCUGCCUGUAAUACUUUACAUAGAUGUAAAUUACUGGUAUUCUUACUUUAAUGAAUAAUUACGUGCAACAAGUAAAUACGGCUUUGAAAAUACUA